AUGAGGCCAAAGCCAAAGGGCAAACGAAAUACGGGGGUGGCGCCGGACAAUGCAAAUAUGCAAGCAUUGGGAAAGAGGAAGAAUCCUGCUGGUCAACCGCAGCCAGAUUGGCUCUUUCCUGCUGGCUCUGGUGCUGAUGCUGGUGCUGAUGCUGAUGCAAAGCCAGCCUUAGCUAGUAAAUCUGGUAACGAAGGACGAUCGAAGAACAAACAAGACAAGAAACUCGCACAAGAUCUCCUCAACCGCCGAGAUGCCGGUGAACCCCCCAAGUCCGGAAUUCCUUCCCAUUUGCUCAAUCUUGUCGGUAAAUUCCUCGAACAGCACGAACUCAUGCAAACCAAUCGCACCUUGAAGACUGAAGGUCGCAACCGAGAUGUCGCAACAGCAGGAGCUGACAUUGCUGCUACCUCUCUUGAAGCUAUCUACGAUGAGUGGCAGGCGUUGAAGGAGGAAAACGUGGCACUCAAGGCAGCAGCAGUCAAGAAGGACGAAACCCCAAAGAAAAAGGCAGCAAAGGUCGUACCUGAGGAUGCCUCGAGCAGCAGCAGCAGCAGCAGCAGCAGUGACAGUAGUGAUUCGAGCAGUGAGGGAGAAAGUGAUGUUGAAAUGGCAGAUGCACCACCAGCCAAGAAGAGUUCUUCUCGAAGAUCUUCCUCGUCUUCAUCUUCUUCUUCAUCCUCGUCUUCAUCUUCAAGCAGUUCCGAUAGUGACGCUGACGAUGAAGAUGAUGCGCCAUCGGCCAUCAAAUCCCCCUCCCCGAAGCCAAAAGUCAACACCUUAAAGCGCAAAGCUACUUCAGACAGCGAUUCAUCCGACUCGGAUUCAAGUUCAAAAGAAGAUGCCCCGAAAGCCAAGAAAGCCAAGACAGCUGCUGCUGAGAAGGAAUCUUCAGCCUCUUCAUCCGCAUCUACCUCUGAAGAUGAAGGUUCCGAGGCUGCGAAGACUAAAGAUGCUUCUAGCUCUUCUGAUUCUUCUUCUGAUUCCUCCGAUUCAGACUCCGACUCCGAUUCUUCUACACAAUCAACCGCAAAGAAAACUCCAUUGCCUGAUUCCGAUUCCGAUUCCGACUCAUCCUCCGACUCUAGUUCUGACUCUGAUUCCGAGAGUGAUUCUGGCAAAGUUACAAAGAAAGGAACUGGGGCCAGCUCAGACACAAGCGAAACUCUUUCUGAAGGCAAGGAGUCGUCAAACGAUAAAGCAUUAGACCCACCUUUACCACCAAUGCCUGCUGCGAAGCUUCCUAGAAAGCAAAAUGUACCAUUUUCUCGCAUUCCCAAAGACACUAAAGUCGACCCUAGAUUGACUAGCAACGCAUAUGUACCAUAUGAUUACGCGCAAAAGGCUCAUGAGGAUCUGAUUGUUACAAAAGGCAAGGGUUUCACCAAGGAGAAGAAUAAGAAGAAGCGUGGAAGUUACAAGGGUGGGUACAUCGACGUCGAUGGCAAAAAGGGUAUCAAAUUCGAAGACUAG
Molecule: messenger RNA, 1470 nt
Organism: Sclerotinia borealis F-4128
Lineage: Eukaryota; Fungi; Ascomycota; Leotiomycetes; Helotiales; Sclerotiniaceae
Source: the annotation of a GenBank genome assembly